Molecule: messenger RNA, 905 nt
Organism: Eremomyces bilateralis CBS 781.70
Lineage: Eukaryota; Fungi; Ascomycota; Dothideomycetes; Eremomycetales; Eremomycetaceae
Product: vesicular-fusion protein sec17
Exons: 5
Coding region: 1-879 (292 amino acids)
Biological process (GO): intracellular protein transport; SNARE complex disassembly
Cellular component (GO): vacuolar membrane; SNARE complex
Molecular function (GO): syntaxin binding; soluble NSF attachment protein activity
Source: RefSeq, a predicted model, not a curated record
AUGGGUGACGAUCCCCGCGCCUUGCUUGCCAAGGCAGAUAAGGCUUUCGCGAGCUCAAGUGGCGGCUUCAGCCUAUUCGGCGGCCGGACGGAGAAGCUCGAGAAUGCCGUAGACCUCUACACGCAAGCAGCAAACGCCUACCGGCUACAAAAAAACGGCAAAGAAGCCGGCCUCCUCCUCGAAAAAGCCGCCUCCAUCCAAGAGGAGAAACUGAACGAACCCGAUGACGCCGCCCUCACCCGCUCCGAAGCCUCUAAAGCAUACCGCAAAACUGACCCGGAAGAUGCCGCCCGCUGCCUCGACCGCGCCAUCAAGCACUACACCAGCCGCGGCAACUUCCGGCGCGCGGCGUCCAUGCAGCAGACGCUCGCGGAGAUCUACGAGGUGGACAUCCAGGACGGGAAACGGGCGGGCGGCGCAUACGAGGCGGCGGCGGGGUGGUUCGAGGAAGACAACGCGAGCGCGCUGGCGAACAAGUUGUAUUUGAAGGCGGCGGAUAUCGCAGGGUUGGAGGGGGAUUACUACAAGGCGAUCGAGCACUACGAGCGGGUAGCGAAGAACUCGAUCAAUAAUGAUCUGAUGCGGUUCUCGGUGAAGGAUUACCUGCUGAAGGCGGGGAUCUGCCAUCUGGCCACGAACGAUCUGGUGGGCGCGGGGAGGGCGGUGGAAGGGUAUCCGGAGAUGGAUCCGAGCUUUGCGGGGACGCGGGAACAUCAGUUGUUGACGGAGUUGUUGGAGGCUGUGAAGGAUCAGGAUACGGAGAAGUAUGCGGAUAAGUUGUGGCAGUUUGACCAGAUGAGUAAGUUGAAUUCGUGGAAGACGACGAUGCUCUUGAGGGUCAAGAAGAACAUUCAAGAGGAAGAAGACGACUUCUCAUAGUCUCUUGUUGACGCUGAUCUUGGUUU